CUCUGAUCUCUUAAGCAACUACUAUCCUCAACGAAAAUCUUCGUCAUGGGAAUCAAGAUGCCAGAGUCCUCCUCACCGCGCGAGUCUUCUCCUGUCAACGAUGACGACGUAACUCUGCCUGAUGCACCCCCUCUAGAGAGUGAAAGCGGGACUGCAUUGGACCCGAACAAGCCAGAUCAAUCAAAAGUUGCGCUCGAAGACCUGUUCGAUGAUGAUGAUGGCGACCUUGAGGACGAAAUUCUAGCUUCCGACGCAGCAAAUCUGCCCUCUCCUCCUCCCCAGACUGCACCCGCAACAUCAGCAAAUGCUGCACCUGCUUCUCAACAGGAAUCCUACUCAGACCCCAACUUGAUGUUACAGUUCUAUUCAAGACUGUUCCCAUUUCGGUCGCUAUUCCAAUGGCUCAAUCAUUCCCCCAAACCGGGACCCGACUUUGCCAACAGAGAGUUCGCACUGACCCUGUCCAACGAUGCAUAUCUUCGAUAUCAAUCCUACCCCACCGCAGAUACUCUUCGUAAAGAUAUCCUACGGCUGAAUCCCUCACGUUUCGAGAUAGGGCCCGUGUACACCACGAACCCGAGAGACAGAAAAACCUUGAAGAAGAGUUCAAUGUUCCGACCAUUGAGCAAAGAGAUAGUUUUCGAUAUUGAUUUGACUGAUUACGAUGAUAUUCGGACGUGCUGCGAAAAGGCCAAUAUCUGUUCAAAAUGUUGGUCCUUUGCAACGAUGGCGAUCAAAGUGGUUGACGUCGCGCUAAGAGAUGAUUUUGGCUUCGAGCACAUUAUUUGGAUAUACUCAGGGCGUCGUGGUGUCCACGCAUGGAUUAGUGACAAAGAUGCCCGCGAGCUGGACGACGACAAGCGGAAAGCGAUAACUGGCUACUUUGAGGUCUUGAAGGGAGGCGUCCAGGGUGGCAAAAGAGUUAACCUCAAGCGGCCACUGCAUCCUCAUAUCACGCGAAGUCUGGAUAUCCUCCGACCAUACUUCCAACAGGUUCUUGUUGACCAAGAACCCUUCAUGUCACAGAAUGGGCAAGAUCGACUUUUACAAUUGCUUCCCGACAAAGCACUGAACGAAGCACUGGCCAAGAAGUGGGCGAGCAGCCCCAAUCGACCAAGUGCCCGUAAAUGGGCUGAUAUAGACGCCUUGGCGGAGACCGGAGUCAGCAAAACGUUGAACACGAAAGCGUUGUUGGAGGCCAAACAGGACAUCCUUCUUGAAUACACCUAUCCCAGACUCGAUGUGGAAGUCGGCAAGAAACGCAUUCAUUUGUUGAAGAGCCCUUUUGUCGUGCAUCCUGGAACUGGAAGAGUCUGUGUACCAAUCACUGCAGCUGGAGACAUGAAACGUGCCGAGGCUUUCGAUCCGCUGUCAGUUCCUAGGGUCACUGAACUCCUCAAAGAAGUUGAUGAGUUUGGAAGUGCCGAUGACGGUGCGAACGUCAAUGGGUUUGUUGAGGACGGUGUGACGAUGAGGAAGUUGAACGAUUGGGAGAAGACUAGGCUGAAGUCAUACGUUGAAUUAUUUGACGGUCAUAUCAAAGCGUUAAUGAAGAGUGAAAUGGUUAGGGUCAAGCGAGAGAGGGACGACGAUGGCGUUACGGGGCCUGACGGAAUGGAAUUUUGAUACAUAGCCAUGCUGAAUCUUGCACGAAUGACUAUGCAUCCGAGGCGAAUGACAGACUCAAAUCAGAUCGAAUAUGGACGCUCCCACCAGUCUUCGAAUGUGAGCUUCAUUAUUGAAAGAUUCUCUGAUCAGUCACCGCACGACUUUUCGAUU
Molecule: messenger RNA, 1779 nt
Organism: Exophiala oligosperma
Lineage: Eukaryota; Fungi; Ascomycota; Eurotiomycetes; Chaetothyriales; Herpotrichiellaceae
Exons: 1
Coding region: 46-1626 (526 amino acids)
Biological process (GO): DNA replication, synthesis of primer
Cellular component (GO): alpha DNA polymerase:primase complex
Source: RefSeq, a predicted model, not a curated record